Molecule: messenger RNA, 690 nt
Organism: Notodromas monacha
Lineage: Eukaryota; Metazoa; Arthropoda; Ostracoda; Podocopida; Cyprididae
Source: the annotation of a GenBank genome assembly
AUGGCGUACGCGAUUGUGGUUGGAAGCGCUGUGAUUCGCAUUACCUGCAGGUUGAGUGCUGUUGUGACUGGACAGGCCAUGAUGUUGCAUGGCAUUCAAUGUAGUUUUCAUUUCUGGAUAUCACGAGAAGAGGACACCAAUGGUAAUUCAUCACACAUUCUACAAUUGUACCUGUCCUUGGGGGACAUGUUCCAUGUCUGUGAAGAAUCACACCUGAGUUCUCUGCUUGCCUCGCGCGGGAAGAAGAAGAAGAAGGGGAUCUACAAUCCCAGCACUUGGUUCAUGUAUUUCUGGCUGUCUGAGAAGAUUCUCGUUACAUUGCCUGGGUUCUUUCUUGGAGUUGCUCUGUUGAUCACAAAACCAUGCAGUGACCCAAGUGGACGUGAUUCGAGUGAAUGUGACUUGACCUACUGCGAAUUUUCUGAGAAGAUUCUCGUUACAUUGCCUGGGUUCUUUCUUGGAGUUGCUCUGUUGAUCACAAAACCAUGCAGUGACCCAAGUGGACGUGAUUCGAGUGAAUGUGACUUGACCGUUUGUGUGUGUUAUAUGCUGGCUCUCGUGAAUAAGUUUCCUUAUGGUAUUAAUGUUGAGGAUACAUUGUUGGCUUGUUUUGAUGGGCUGAGUGUGCUUUUGUUUGUCCUUGUGCCCAGUGGAUCUGUGCUUGAGGGCAGUUUUCAGUUGCCUGACUAA